Messenger RNA from Nothoprocta perdicaria, 1135 nucleotides. RefSeq names its product rabphilin 3A like (without C2 domains) (gene RPH3AL). The transcript is spliced from 9 exons. NCBI's taxonomy places the organism in Eukaryota, Metazoa, Chordata, Aves, Tinamiformes, Tinamidae. Bases 173 to 1135 code for a protein of 320 amino acids. Gene Ontology annotation, biological process: intracellular protein transport. Gene Ontology annotation, molecular function: small GTPase binding. The record is from RefSeq and is a predicted model, not a curated record.
CGCGUCUUCCUGGUUGCCCGAGGUCGCGCACCACGCAGGGCCCGCGGGACACUCGCUGCGCUGGAGAGGAGGAGGCUGCACGCAUCGAGAGCAGCAUUGCCGCCGCCGAAGUCGCCCGGCUGCUCCUGUUCCCCGGCUCUUUCCCCUCUUCCGAGCUGCGGGCGUGCGGCCCAUGGCCGACACCAUCUUCGGCAGCGGCGCCGGCCACUGGGUCUGCCCCAACGACCGGCAGCUGGCCCUGCGCGCCAAGCUGCACACGGGCUGGUCCGUGCACACCUUCCAGACGGAGAAGCAGAGGAAGAUGCAGGCUCUGAGCGCGCAGGAGCGCGAGGCCAUCCUGGAAGUCAUCCGCAGGGCGGAGAGGCUGGACGUCAUUGAGCAGCAGCGCAUCGGGCGCCUGGUGGAGCGGCUGGAGAACAUGCGCAAGAACGCGAUGGGCAACGGGCUCUCACAGUGCCUGCUCUGCGGCGAGCUGCUCGGGCUGCUGGGCAGCACCGCGGUCUUCUGCCAGGACUGCAAAAAGAAAGUUUGCACCAAAUGUGGAAUAGAAACUGUUGGAAGCCAGAAACGUCCUCUGUGGUUGUGCAAGAUCUGCAGUGAGCAGAGAGAGGUUUGGAAGCGCUCGGGCGCCUGGUUCUACAAGGGGCUGCCCAAGUACCUGGUGCCGGCGCGGAGCAGCGAGCGGCCGAGCGGGGCGGCCGGGCCCCGCGGCGCCCGGGACGUCCCCUGCGCCAGCGGCCAAGCGGUGCCCAUAACCAUCCCUCUCCCGCCCGCCGUGUCCUCCGCAGCCGGUGGCAGCGACAGCGACAGCGACUCGGAGCGCAGCUCGUGCAGCCUGGAGGAGAAGCCCGCGGGCAGCGGCGCCCGGCACGCGGCACCCGCCCCUGGUUCCCCAGUGACGUCUCCGCUGUGUCCCGCAGCGCCGGCCGCCGGCCGCUCGCCCGUCCUCUCCGGGAGCCACUGCAGCCUGGCCAGCGAGGCCGGGAGCCGCCCGGCAGCCGAGGGCCGCGACGGCGACGGCGGAGCGCCCGGUGAGUCCUGGGUCUGGAUCCCCAGCGAGCCCCUUAGCCCCUCCUGUGCUGCCGGCUCCACGCUCCCUCUUCCCGGCUCCACUCCCAGCUCCCGGCAUGAGUAA